Molecule: messenger RNA, 312 nt
Organism: Moneuplotes crassus
Lineage: Eukaryota; Ciliophora; Spirotrichea; Euplotida; Euplotidae
Source: the annotation of a GenBank genome assembly
GAACCAUAGUGGGUGAAUUUAUAUAUAAUUAAGUGCAAUGGCUGAUGCUUUGGGUGAUGACAUAGUUGACAUCUAUGAUGAAGUUGAAAUUGAAGAUAUGGAAUAUGAGGAUGGAAUUCUAUACUAUCCAUGUCCUUGUGGAGAUAGGUUCCAGAUCCCAGCAGAAAGUUUAGCAGGAGGAGAGAAAAUAGCAACAUGUCCUUCAUGCUCUCUUAAAAUUGAGGUGAUAUUUGAACUUGAUGAACUCAAUGAAACUCUCACUGAUUUAGCAGGCGAGCCAAUCUCUGUAUGCUAAUUUUACACUAAUAAUUU